AUGCCCAUUAGUGCCCCCACCUUGCCGAGCAAGGUGGCUAAGACUAGGACAGUGAGCCCUCCUGCAGCAGCACCUCAUCCAAAGAAGAUGAGGACGACGACUAUUGACCCCUCCACCUCUGCAGCGGAAGCAACCUCAGAGACAGCACCUCCUGCAGCAGCCACUCCACCGGCAAGUGUGAUUGUUAUUAUUGAGGUUGAGUCCUCCAGUGAGAGUGCAGUGGAGGCCCCUACUGAGGAUAUACCAUCUUCACUAGAUGCCACCAUGAGCAAGACUCAAUCCCUCACACGUUCUAUUGAGGUGCCCUCUACUGCAGAGCUAGCUGUUGAGCCAUCUGAUACUUCAGCACUAGUCCAGCUAGAUCCUUCCUUGACAAUGGCUCUAGUCCUUCCGAUGGAUGUCCUGUGGUCCCUAACGCCACUUGAGGUAAGGCCACCACCUACUCCAGUUCUACCUAUCCUGUGCCACUUUUUGGUAAAGUUUUCUAGUUCCCUGGCUAUUAGAGAAGCAGCCACCUCAGUUGUCCCACCGCCAUCGGUUCCCUCGCGCGCCUCUACUCCAUUGGAGGCUCCUAUAUCCCGCCCACCAGCUCAUGUACUCGCGCCGACACAGGCCCCAACUGCUUAUUUGCCACCUCCUACUCUAGCUUCACCCAAGUCACCAGCGGUGUCUGGUAGUUUUUCUGAGGAGGAGGAGGCUGCUUUGAGCCCGCACUCUAAUGCAACCCGCUGA
Molecule: messenger RNA, 732 nt
Organism: Malania oleifera
Lineage: Eukaryota; Viridiplantae; Streptophyta; Magnoliopsida; Santalales; Ximeniaceae
Exons: 2
Coding region: 1-732 (243 amino acids)
Source: RefSeq, a predicted model, not a curated record